AUGGAGAAGCUGAUAUCGGAAAGACCUGUUUCUGUGUCUAAGGAUGAAAUGCCUAAAAUUCCUUCCCAGGAGAAGCCAGAUACGAACUCGUGCCCUCAUGCCCCUGGCAAGUGUUUCCUCCCUGGUGGGGUGGACAAUGAGAAUUGUAAGGCUAAUGAGAAGGAAAGGGAGUGGAUCCGCCCCGAUACGCCUAGCAAAUGCACGUGGAAGCUUGGGAAACCCCUCUCUGCUUCCCCCCAUCGCCAUACCACUCUGCCAGAGCCUCUGAAAAUCCUGCCAAGCAUCCUGAAUAAAGUUGGCAAUACACCCUUGGUGCGAAUCAACAAGAUUGGGAAGCAGUAUGGGCUCAAGUGUGAACUCUUGGCAAAAUGCGAGUUCUUCAAUGCUGGAGGCAGUGUCAAGGACCGCAUCAGCCUGAGGAUGGUGGAGGAUGCUGAGAAAGCUGGAAUCUUGAAGCCUGGGGACACCAUCAUAGAGCCAACCUCUGGAAACACAGGAAUUGGGCUGGCCUUGGCUGCUGCAGUGAAGGGUUACCGCUGUAUCAUUGUGAUGCCAGAGAAAAUGAGCAUGGAGAAGGUGGAUGUCCUGAGAGCUCUGGGUGCUGAGAUUGUGAGGACCCCAACGACUGCCAGGUUUGAUUCUCCAGAAUCUCACGUGGGAGUAGCAUGGAGACUGAAAAACGAAAUCCCCAAUUCACACAUACUGGACCAGUACCGUAAUGCCAGCAACCCCCUGUCGCACUACGACACCACGGCUGAAGAGAUCCUGCAGCAGUGUGAAGGAAAAAUAGACAUGCUGGUGGCUGGGGCUGGCACAGGAGGUACUAUCACUGGCAUUUCCAGAAAGCUGAAGGAGAAGUGUCCCAGUUGCAAAAUUGUAGGUGUUGAUCCUGAAGGCUCCAUCCUUGCUACGCCAGAAGAGCUGAACAAGACUGACAAGACAAUGUAUGAAGUGGAGGGAAUUGGAUACGAUUUUGUCCCCACGGUCUUGGACAGAUCUGCAGUGGACCAGUGGUACAAGAGCAAUGAUGAGGAGUCGUUUGCUUUAGCACGAAAGCUGAUCCGAGAGGAAGGACUACUGUGUGGUGGCAGCUCAGGCAGUGCCAUGGCUGUAGCGGUGAAAGCAGCCAAAGAGCUGAAGGAAGGUCAGCGCUGUGUUGUUAUCCUUCCUGACUCCAUCAGGAACUACAUGUCGAAGUUCUUGAGCGACAAAUGGAUGAUUCAGAAGGGAUUCAUGAAAGAAGAAGACCUUGUGAAAAAGCCUUGGUGGUGGAACAUCAGUGUUCAGGAACUUAGCCUCUCUGCUCCCCUGACUGUGCUUCCAACUGUUACCUGUGCAAACACUGUUGAAAUUCUUCGAGAGAAGGGAUUCGACCAGGUACCAGUUGUUGAUGAAUCUGGGGUGAUUCUGGGCAUGGUUACCCUGGGUAACAUGCUUUCUUCACUGCUUGCUGGGAAAGUUCAGCCUUCGGAUGAAGUUAGAAAAGUGAUCUACAAGCAAUUUAAACAGAUUAACCUGAAAGACAACUUGGGGAAACUCUCUCAUAUCCUGGAAAUAGACCACUUUGCUCUAGUGGUUCAUGAGCAAGUUCAAUAUAACACUGACGGUUCUUCCAGUAAGCGGCAAAUGGUGUUUGGCAUCGUUACAGCCAUCGACCUGCUUAACUUCGUGACUGCACGAGAAAGGGAAAGAAAGUCCAACUGA
Eurypyga helias (sunbittern) is the source of this 1704-nucleotide messenger RNA. Its product is annotated as cystathionine beta-synthase-like. Gene Ontology annotation, molecular function: cysteine synthase activity; cystathionine beta-synthase activity. Lineage: Eukaryota; Metazoa; Chordata; Aves; Eurypygiformes; Eurypygidae. Bases 1 to 1704 code for a protein of 567 amino acids. The record is from RefSeq and is a predicted model, not a curated record. The transcript has 16 exons. Gene Ontology annotation, cellular component: cytoplasm.